AGCAGGGAGCGGGUCGGGAGAAGGAGGGAGUGCUGCAAACUCUCUCUCCACUGUAGCGUAACUAGCGACACAACCAACUAACUGCCACUUAUGUAGUCAGAGCAGCCUUUUCCCUGAGCAGAAGAGAAGUAGACAUUUAAAUGUUUUUAACAGAAUGCCGCACACUUACCGGGAUAUACUAACUUAUCGGCUCUGUUGAACAUUCGUGACCCCAUCCAGCAGCUGCAACAACAUCUGGCUAACAAGCGGUUAGCAUUAGCAAAAAACCGCUGAACAGCUGUCACCCGGAAGGCCGCCGCCGCACCGGGUUGGGAUUUAACUUUCUCUGUCCGUGUAUGGACUGAACCAACACCAAGCCUCUAGCCAAUGAUAAAUCGCUAUUUAUUCUAUAUCGGUAAGAAUGGAGUCCUCUUUGGGGAUAUGCGACGAGGAGUGCUUGGCAACUGUGAAAGGUCAGGAGCUGAGGGCUGGCCAGAAGGAGCCCAGACUACUGUCACUAAUUGAGCGCAGUGGAGAGUUUAUAUUGGGUGUUUUGGCCACCCCUGAUGUUGUUGUGUCUCGUCCAGUGGCUCAGCUGUCUAUACCCAUCAAUGGUAAUUUUGAAAUAGUGCGAGAGGCUGAAGAGGCUCUUCUUAUAAACUUGUCAGUGGAUUCCAGUGUUAGGAUACGAAUCAAAGGAGAAAAAGCCCCAGAGCUGCUGUUGGAACUUCAGGAUGAUGAGCGUACUCAGACUUUCAUCGCCCAGGUGAAGAGUGCUCAGCAGCAAGUUGAAUCCAAACUCACGAAACCCAAAGCGAUGGAGCCCCUUGCACCAGCAGCCCUGAGAGGUCCAGUCCCCAUCCCACCGCAAAGAGCAAACAGGAACGCUAACUCUGUUGGCUCUGGAGUCAACCCCCCCAAAUCUAGCAGUGCACUGCCUCCCAACCUCAAUAAUAGCAUGUCAACAAUUCAGACUAACACAGGUCCAGUUCAAUCGCUUGCCUCAGACUUUGGAUUUGAGGAGAACUUCAACCAUGCUCUCAAAGUGGAGGAAAAGAAGAACCACCAGAAUCGCAUAGUGGCCUCUAGGGAGCCUCCUCCUGUUCCCCCUUUGCCUCCUCGCAAAGGCUCCUACAUUCCAUCCAAUCCUCUGCCUCCUCCACCAGUCCCUAAAGACAGAACUGUGUCCUUUCAGACCAAAGACAACUCCUUUGUUACUAACACCAAACCAGAUAGCUUUAGGUCAGGGUUUGAACGUGUGGACAGACCACCGUCUUGGUGCGACAGCCCCACCACCAACACCAUGAGACAGUCCAUGUUCUCCAGCCAGGCAGGACAAAGAGAAUACCUCAUCAAACACCGCCUGGGUAAGAAGGAGAAAGAGUAUGUGGAUCUCCAGACCUUCAGGUUUUUCACAGGCACGUGGAAUGUGAACGGCCAGUCUCCAGACAGCAGCCUUGAGCCGUGGCUCUGUUGUGACCCAGAAGCUCCUGAUAUUUAUGCUCUGGGUUUUCAAGAACUGGACCUGAGCACUGAAGCUUUCUUGUACAUGGACUCGUCCAAGGAGCAGCUGUGGGUGGAAGCUGUGGAGAGGAGCUUGCACCCAAAAGCCAAGUACAAGAGGGUUCGGAUCAUACGACUAGUUGGGAUGAUGCUUGUGGUCUAUGCCAAAAAGUCACACAAGAAUCACAUAAAAGAAGUGGCUGCAGAGCAUGUGGGGACGGGAAUCAUGGGGAAAAUGGGAAACAAAGGAGGCGUGGCAGUGAGGUUUGUUUUCCACAACACUAGCUUCUGCAUUGUCAACUCCCAUCUAGCAGCACACGUGGAAGACUUUGAGCGCCGCAACCAGGACUAUAAAGACAUAUGCGCCCGCAUGACCUUCCACUUACUGGACCACCCCCCUCUCACUAUUGUGAAGCACGAUGUAGUAAUCUGGCUUGGGGAUUUAAACUAUCGUCUUUGCAUGUACGAUGCUGGAGACGUCAAACAGCAUAUUGUUAAGAACGAGCUAAAAAAGCUGCAGGAGGUUGAUCAGCUUAACAUUCAAAGACUGACGAAGAGAGCCUUCACAGACUUCAUGGAGGGAGAGAUCAACUUUAUUCCCACAUACAAGUACGACCCCAAAACAGAUCGAUGGGACUCAAGUGGGAAGUGCCGUGUCCCAGCUUGGUGUGACAGAAUCUUGUGGAGGGGCAACAAUGUCAAGCAGCUCAAAUACCGAAGCCACAUGGAGCUGAAAACUAGUGACCACAAGCCUGUCAGCUCCCUAUUCAAUAUUGAGGUUAAGGUGGUAAAUGAGGAGCGCCACAAAAAGGUGUUUGAGGAGAUUGUUCGAGCGAUGGACAGAAUGGAGAAUGAUUUCCUUCCAUCUGUAUCUCUGAACAGGAGAGAGUUUACAUUUGAGAAUGUGAAAUUCCGGCAGCUUCGAAAGGAGCCCUUCCUGAUAACAAAUGACGGGCAGGUCCCCUGUCACUUUGCCUUCAUCCCCAAACUCAAUGACUCGCUGUAUUGCAAGCCUUGGCUCCGUGCCGAGCCAAGCGAUGGAUUCUUGGAGCCGGGCGAGACCCUGGAGAUCUAUCUGGAGGUGUAUGUCAGUAAAGACUCCGUCACGCUGCUGAACUCUGGAGAGGACUCAAUAGAAGACAUUCUGGUGCUCCAUCUGGACCGCGGCAAGGACUACUUCAUUACCAUCUCUGGCAACUACCUGCCCAGCUGCUUUGGCACCUCGCUGGAGACUCUGUGCCGCAUGAAGAAGCCCAUCAGAGAGAUCCCCAUCACCAAACUCAUUGACCUGGGAGAGGACAGCUACAUGGAAAAGGAAAAGUCAAAGAUGAACUUCCUGAUGGUGGAUGAUGCAAGUAGUGAGGACAAACCUUUGAAGAUCCCCAAGGAAGUGUGGAUUCUUGUCAACCAUCUCUUUACCAAGUCCUGUGAUCAGGAGGACUUGUUCCAGACACCAGGCCUUCAAGAGGAGCUGCAGAGCAUCAUCGACUGUCUAGACACCAGCAUCCCGGACUCCAUCAUUGGUUGUAACCACUCUGUAGCCGAGGCUCUGUUGAUCUUCCUGGAAGCCUUGCCAGAGCCAGUGGUGUGUUAUGAACUCUACCAACGGUGCCUCGACUGUGCUCAUGACAGCCGCCUCUGCAAACAGUUGAUCUCCCAGCUGCCUCGUGCUCACCGCAACGUGUUUCGUUACUUAAUGGCUUUUCUGAAGGAACUUCUCAAGCAUGCUCACAACAACAACCUAACAGCCAGCCUCAUAGCUACACUCUUCGCUAGCCUCCUUAUCCGACCGCCUCCCAAACUAAUGGGCAGGCAGACACCACAAGAACGGCAGAAAGCCAUCGACUUCAUUCUGGGUUUCCUCAUGGCAGGAGACGAGGAGUAAACGAGGUUGAUCUCACAACGUCAGUCAGGUUUGGAGUCGAUUCCCAACCUGGCUUUCUCUUGGCAAAGGACCAGGACCUGUAGGACAUGGUGUAACAUGAUCCCAUUGGUAUUUUAUCAUCUGUUGGAGACCAGUGCAGCUGUUUUGCACCCCACCUUUCACAAACUCUCAUGGUAAAGGAAGACGUCCAUUAGAACUAUGAUGAUUUUACCAAGUGUCAUAUCUUCAGUUCAGUCACCGUAUGACCGGUCGCUGGAUUUUGAAGCGCUUGGAGAGCUUUGAACCAAUACCUAUGCACUUUUCUGAUUACCUAAAGGCCCUGCGCCUUCAGUCUAGAGUUGUCCUCGUCCUCCGCUGACCCUUCUUAUUGUAGGUGCUCAUGCCAAAAUAACCCAUGAACAGUGAGUGGUAUGAAUGUGAAAACACUAAAUAGCUAUAGAUGCUAAGCGAAAGACUGAAUUACACUAAAGAAAAGGAAAUUCCUGAAGUUUUAGGAAGUAGAAUAAAUACUAGUAUAUUGUUCAAAGCAUUGAAUAGUUUGAAAUGGGACAAUUGUGGAAAUCUAUAUACUAAGAAUGUUUAAGCUUAAGAUAAAUCACGACAAUCAUUCAAUGAUCAAUUCAAUGAAUAAUCUGCGAGAAUUAUUUUUGUCCAUAUUCACUGUAUUUGUUAUUUAUAAAUUUUUUUCUUCUACAUUUGCACCAUCUGAACAGUUUUUGGUUCCUACUACAGUAUGGUUUACUUUCAGCUCUGCAUUGGUUGUAAAAUAUUGGAAAUAUUCAUCACAUCAUCAUUUUUAUUGUCCUGUUAAAGAAAACUCCUUGUCGUGAAUGUUUUGCUGUGUUUCUGUGUAACUCCAGCUGUGAGCCUUACAUCUUGUUCCUCCAGAGUUACAAAACAAGUCUGUUAACACACUAACUUCCUGGUUCACCAGAAUCGAGUGAGGAGUCGCCCCCCUCUGUGGUUCUCGAUGUCUUAAAUUGUGUAAAUAGUGAUUGUUUCCCUGUUUCAUGGGUAUUUGACUGUCGGUAUGGUGGUGCAAAUCUGUGAUGUCUACAGUUUGUCAUGUUUGUCACUAAGGUGGUACUGUUCAUAUCUGUGUUUUGUUUACAUGCCUUUCUCUUCACCUCAUCUUACAGCUCAUUAUUCAUUGUUAAUGAAUGCCAAGACACAGCCGUUGUGUUCCUCAUGGUAAAGGCCUCUUUUAUUUAAGUGAUGCAGCAUUUUCUGGGUGCAAGGUUAGCAAGAUUUAAUGGCCCAUUACUCUGCAGGAUACAGCAUGUGUUUGUGCACCAUUCUCCUUUUUGCCACAAAGGAAAUGUGUUUCUGUAGUCACUGUUGCAAAACAUAGUUAUAGAAAUAAGGAACUUCUGUGCUAUCUGUAACGAACACUAUUUCCUCUUUAACAGUUCUACUCAAGAGAUGUCAGCAAUAGCUUUCACUUUUGACAAAAAUAUUUACAUUUAUGGCAUUGAUUUCUCUUGCUCAGUAUCUCCUGUGAUGCUGGAAAUGGUCCAGGAGUUUUCUUCUCAGACGUUCCAGGAACUUCAAAAGUGAGCAGAUGAUGUAAUGUGACCACACUGACAAUCAUGGCAUUUAUAGAAAUGCCUGUCAGGCUGAAGUUCUCUCUCUCGCUGCAUUCUCGCGUAGUUUCUUCUGCCUUCUAUACACAAGAUUCUUCUGUUGGUCACAAUCAAGCCAAGCUUUGCCAAAAGGUGGCUUGGCCCUGAAGUAAUGGUUGCUGGUGAUUCAGAUUUGGGAGAGCCGUUUUAUAAUAGCCAUGUAUUUAUUCAUUUUAUUACUUUAGAGAUACUGUCAUUUCAAACACAAAAUCAAUAAUAAUCAAUAACCUGUAAUUUUAAGUCUUGUCUUAUGCCACUGUACCAACUGAUGUAUGUGUAUGGAUUCAUUGUGCUCUGUCUUCAGUUUUGUCGCAAUCUGUUCAUAAAGUUAAGGUACAUUUAAAGGUACACAAGAAAACACUUGCACCUGUUUUCAACUUUUCAGAUUUUUUGGUGCUUUUAAUUUAUUUAACAGAAAUAAAAUCAGUGUAUAAAGCUG
Micropterus dolomieu (smallmouth bass) is the source of this 5428-nucleotide messenger RNA. It is a transcript of the gene ocrl, whose product is annotated as OCRL inositol polyphosphate-5-phosphatase. The record is from RefSeq and is a predicted model, not a curated record. Gene Ontology annotation, cellular component: membrane; cytoplasm. Gene Ontology annotation, biological process: signal transduction; phosphatidylinositol dephosphorylation. The transcript has 24 exons. Lineage: Eukaryota; Metazoa; Chordata; Actinopteri; Centrarchiformes; Centrarchidae. The coding region runs from base 401 to 3367 and encodes 988 amino acids. Gene Ontology annotation, molecular function: inositol phosphate phosphatase activity; phosphatidylinositol-4,5-bisphosphate 5-phosphatase activity.